Messenger RNA from Pestalotiopsis fici W106-1, 1047 nucleotides. RefSeq lists its product as uncharacterized. Gene Ontology annotation, cellular component: lipid droplet; mitochondrial outer membrane; endoplasmic reticulum membrane. The record is from RefSeq and is a predicted model, not a curated record. Gene Ontology annotation, molecular function: 3-beta-hydroxysteroid 3-dehydrogenase (NADP+) activity. Lineage: Eukaryota; Fungi; Ascomycota; Sordariomycetes; Amphisphaeriales; Sporocadaceae. The transcript has 3 exons. The coding region runs from base 1 to 1047 and encodes 348 amino acids.
AUGGCUACAGCUGCUGCCACCGGGACCAUCCUGAUCACUGGUGCGAAUGGUGGACUCGGAAGUGCAAUGGUACAGCAUAUUAUCUCGAAACCCGAGCUUGCCGCCUACCAUGGACUUUACACCGUCCGCGACACUACGCACGCGCCUGAUCUCACAACAGCGCUGGCACACGGCACUGCACAUUCGUACGACAUCAUGAGUCUUGAUCUGGCAAGACUUGAUAGUGUGCGUCAGGCAGCGGAAUCAAUCAAUUCGCGCAUUUCGGCAGGCGUGAUCCCGCCGAUUAGAGCACUCAUAUUGAAUGCUGGCUUCAUGGAUUUCGGCAAGCAGUCAUGGACAGCGGACAAACUCGAAACCGCAUUCGCGGUCAACUAUCUCGGGCACUGGCUGCUCACUAUGCUUUUGCUCAAGAGCAUAGACAAGGAGAAUGGUCGGGUCGUCAUAAUCGGUAGCCAUACUCAUGAUACCAACGAUCCGAGACAUGCGGUCAACAAGGCUUUUGCCGAUCCCAAGUAUAAAUACUUCCUAUCUGAUGCCGACAGUUUCCACGCCAUCGCCAAGGGCAAAUGGAGCACUGAAACCGAGGACGCAUCCUUUAGAGGCGGGUACCGACGGUAUGGCGCCUCAAAGUACUUGCAGAUUACCAUGCAGCACGAACUCCAGGCGCGGCUCAACGCCGAUGCCGCGCUGAACAAAAUUUGCGUCGUCGGCGUCGAUCCAGGCCCCAUGAUCUCCGGCUUGCAGCGUCUGGCGCCAUGGUUUAUCCGCGUGCUCAUCUUUAGAAUUAUCUACGCGUUGAUACUCUACUUGAAACCGAUCAAUGGAAUGAUCAGGUCGACGACGCGCUCGGCCAGCGAUGUUUUGGAGGCCGUAUUCGUGGUAGAUGAAGAGGGCAACCCGCCAAAGGAUAAGUACUGGGACGGUAGAACGCCAUCAGAGACGAGCGAAGAGUCGAGAGAUGUAUCCAAGAGGGAGUUAGUAUGGAAGGAAACGGUGAAACUGGCAGGUUUAAAGGAGGGCGAAACAGUUCUUGCCAAUUGGUCAUAG